Molecule: messenger RNA, 1693 nt
Organism: Coregonus sp. 'balchen'
Lineage: Eukaryota; Metazoa; Chordata; Actinopteri; Salmoniformes; Salmonidae
Source: the annotation of a GenBank genome assembly
CCUCCUCAUUGUGCGAACGACUGACUGGGAGGGCCAGGGGCUUAUAAGGGCCGGCCCGAUGUCAGAGUGCCACUGUCUCUCUCUGAGCUACUUUGCUACUGUACUUCUCUUCUCUCUGCUGGACACGGCACCCUCUUGGAAGAUUUACGAUGGAUUUGCUCCGUGCUUGCGUUUUGUGCGCUGCUGCUUUCGUCACCGUCUCCAAGGCUUUUACGCACAACGACAUGAAGGAUGUCCUGCUUCAAAAACUUGGGCUAGAUGAUGUUCCGAAAAUUCACAAAAGGGAUUUGGAGAAUCUUGUCAUCCCGGCGCACAUUAAGAAUAAAUAUCUGUCAAUGCUGAAGCUGCACCACGACAGGCGGCGCAGGUCUCUGCCAAGCUUGGCGGGGAUCCUGAGGGGAAUUCGAGGAAAUGCAGGUACAAUCAUUUUUCAGUACAGACAUAAAUAAAAUGCUUAUUAUAUCUGAAUUAUAUUUUGCUAUAUAAAUUAGCAAUUAUAUUUACUUGGAUGUUGCGGACCAAUUUUUGGCAUAUAAGCACAAAUGACUUUUUUAUGCACUGGCAUUUUGUGCGCACUCAUAGUUUUGUUUAUGCAAUUGUCCAUUCCAACCCACUCAUAUUUUUUCGGAUUUUAUAUUCAACACCUAAGCAUUUCUAUGUUCUGUUUUAUUAGAUAUCUCUGGGGAGUUUGUGUACUCGGACACCACUCGGCAACGGAUGGUCUUCGACAUGGAUAACCGCAUCCCCCAAAACAGCGAGGUGACCAUGGCAGAACUGAAACUGUACAAUAAAGCCCCGAACAAGCGCUCCAUGCCCGAGAGAAGGAACCACCGGCCGGUCAACAACGCCAGAGUCUCCAUCUACUGGGUAGAUAUGCUGGAGAACGGCUCUAACAGAACCUCUCUGGUGGACUCACGGUAAGAUUUUACGCAAAGCCAUGUCGUGUCCAGAUCAUUUCCGUUAGGCUAUGUGUUGUUCUUUGUUCUUAUCAUUUAGACUGUAUGUGCAAGGUUUUUAAUCAACCAUUUCCUGUAGGUUGAUCCCUAUCCAUGAGACCGGCUGGAAAAGCUUUGAUGUCACUCAGGCUUUGCACUAUUGGUCAAAGACGCAGCAAAAAACACCUAUGCACCUGGAGGUGUGGAUAGAGGGCGAGAGACCUGGCAGCUACGCGGCAGAAAUUGCCAAGAGUGUCCACUUUACCACCCAGGACCAGGCGGACAAUACCUUGGGAAAACCUGAGCUGGUCCUCUACACACUCAACCUCGAAGAGUUUGGGUAAGGCGCGCUUUGAUAUGUAGAAUGUAUAAAUAGUGUAACACCGGUUCGGUGACAAUUGUCAUACCUUUAGGCUACACAUUAAUUAGUACAAGUUAACUAACGACUCCCUAUUUGGUUUCCGCAUAGGUCUCGAGGCGACUGUGAAAACAACCCAUAUAAGGACAAGUGCUGCAGAGAGAAAUACUUCAUCAAUUUCCGCGCGCUCACGUGGACCCAGUACUGGAUCAUCGAGCCAGCUGGGUACCAGGCCUUUAGAUGCGCGGGGGGGUGCAAGCAGCCCAAGCGCAACUACGGCUACGGGGAGAGGAAGUGUACCAUCGCAGAGAGCGCCCCGCUGCCCAUGAUGUACCUGGUCAAGAAGGGCGACUACACCGAGAUAGAAGUGGCGGAGUUCCCCAACAUGAUCGUGGAGUCG